Molecule: messenger RNA, 325 nt
Organism: Paramuricea clavata
Lineage: Eukaryota; Metazoa; Cnidaria; Anthozoa; Malacalcyonacea; Plexauridae
Source: the annotation of a GenBank genome assembly
UUACAUAAACGAUGCCAAGAAUAAGAAACCCGAAGAAGCAACUUGCUAUUCAAGAGAGGAGAUAUUCGAACGAAUGGUUGAAGGAUCUAACGCUCAGAUAAGUAUCACAGCUUAUUAUAAAGUAAAAAAUAUCAACUCGUUAAAGAAGCGAACAAAAUACAUCGGACAAAACGUGAGUUAUUAUCCUAAUUCUGUUAAAACAUUCAAAAUAAUACAGACAUGCGGUGAUAUAGAGUCGAACCCCGGGCCGAAAAAAACGAGUACUGCUGAGAAACGUCGGAAAUAUCCGUGCAAAGAAUGCAGCAAACCAGUCAAGUGUAAUUAA